Molecule: messenger RNA, 4931 nt
Organism: Alosa alosa (allis shad)
Lineage: Eukaryota; Metazoa; Chordata; Actinopteri; Clupeiformes; Clupeidae
Product: kinase suppressor of Ras 1-like
Exons: 21
Coding region: 254-3163 (969 amino acids)
Biological process (GO): protein phosphorylation
Molecular function (GO): ATP binding; protein kinase activity
Source: RefSeq, a predicted model, not a curated record
UCUUAUGAAGCCCAGACUGUGACUACGCGACCUAGCUGUUGUCAACACAUAGGCUAUUGAAGGCUAUAGUCUAUAGCAUGGUGACUCUGAGAUCUCCAUCAAUACUUAGAUACAAAACCCGCAGCCGUUAUUUUUACAGCGUUUGGCUGAUAAGUUAAACUUUGUGUACAUCUUUAGAACUGCAGCAUGUGUUUGCAAUAGAGAUCCUAUCCAGCCUGUCUGCCUGCCUGCCACGCCGUGCCAGUGCCGAGGAAUGGACAGCGUGCCUGGCACAGGUGAAAGUGAUGGUCAGUCGGAGCGAGAUAACGGCAGCAGUGCAUCGAUGGCCGCACUACAGCAGUGCAAACUCAUCCAGAAUAUGAUCGAAAUCUCCAUCUAUAGUUUACAAGGACUCAGGACGAAAUGCGCCGCGUCUAACGACCUCACACAACAAGAGAUACGCACUUUAGAGGUGAAGCUGGUGAACUACAUCAGCAGGCAGCUCCAAUGCAAGCAGCGCGUUCCAGAGAGCGAGAGGAGCCCAGCGCUGGACAGCUACCCGCACCUGGGGGACUGGCUUCGCACCAUCAACCUGAAACCAGAGAUCAUUGAGACAGUUCCUGUGACGCUGUCUCUGGAUGCGCUGCUGCAGAUGUCUACCUGCCAGGUGCACGACACCAUGAAGAGGCUGGGCUCCAGCUCCGACGAGUGCUCCCACAUCACUGCUGCCCUCUCCUGUCUGAAAAGCACUACUGAGCGAGGAGAAGAGUUGAGAGAGGACGGAAUUCCGUGGAUCUCAGAACCCGUGCGACAGGACAACGGCUCCCCGACUCCCACAGACCAAGUCCUGUGUCCCUCUGUGGGGCAGAAUGUAGCCCUCACGCCUCACAGGUCUACGCCUGGCGCCAUAAGCCCAUGCACCCCCACCCUCACCAUGACCCCCUGCCCCCCACCCCCCGGACACGGACGCUCCAUUUCAGUGUCAGCCGUGCCCUUGUGUGACGGCCAGGACGCUCAGGGUGACUAUUACCCCUUCUCGCGGAUGGGCCGCAUCCACAGCAGUGCUGCCACCCCGCCCAUCACGCCCCCCUCCAUGAGAAGAUGCCAGCUGAGGACCCCGCGGACUCCCCCGCCCCCCUCCCGCAACCGGCUGGCCCAGCUCCUGCCCAACAUCACCCUGACCCGCAGCAAGAGCCACGAGUCCCAGCUAGCAAACCGCAUUGAGGAGCCCACCAGCAAGAGCGGGAAGAAGAGCAAGCUACCCCUGAACAUGCAGAUCAAUGGCGGCGGCGGGCUGGAGGACUCCCCGUCUCGCUCCCCACUGCUCCCAGUUCACAGUCCCUACAUCCUGCCAGGUACCCCAGGGCUCCUAGAGGAUGCGGUCCUCAAAAAUAAUUUGCUAAUACACCGGAGCUCCCCACAGACUGUUAGGAGGGAUUUUGGCCUUCCAGUCACACACAGGUUCUCAACCAAGUCCUGGCUGUCACAGGUGUGUCAGGUGUGUCAGAAGAACAUGAUGUUUGGCGUGAAAUGUAAACACUGCAAGUUAAAAUGUCACAACAAAUGCACAAAGGAGGCCCCACCAUGUCACCUACCUUUCCUUCCAUUUUCAAAGAUCAGAAGAACGGAGUCGGUUCCAUCGGACAUCAAUAAUCAAAUUGAUAGGACAGUUGAGAUCCCCCUAUUUGGCACUUUACCAAAGGCAAUAACAAAAAAGGACCACCCUCCUGUGCUGAACCAACAGCUGGACUCCAGCAGCAACCCCUCCUCCACCACCUCCUCCACCCCUUCCUCUCCGGCAAACUUCCCGAACGCCCACAACGCUACGCCACCCCCCAACCCUUCACCCAAAGGCCCCCGUGAUGGAAGGUUCCACUUCCCAGCUGCCUGCUACUUUCAGCAUAGACAACAGUUUAUCUUCCCUGAUGUGUCCAAUGCAUCCUGCCCGGAGAGCUACCACAACACUGGUGAGUCGGAGCAGAGUGAAGUGGAUCACGACCCGCAGCAGCAGCAGAGGCCACCACAGGGAGAGCAUGACAAGGCAGGUGAUUAUGAGGAGCAAGAGGAGGAGGAGGAGCACGGGAACCCCGAGGGGAAGACGGAGAAGUGCGGCAGCGGCUCAGACGGCGAGCCCGACGGGGACGAGCUGGACGACCUGCCCAGCUCUCGCGGAGGGAGCAACUGGCGAGGGCCGAUCUCCCGCAAGGCCAGCCAGACGAGCGUGUACCUGCAGGAGUGGGACAUCCCCUUCGAGCAGCUGGAGCUCGGCGAGCUGAUCGGGAAGGGCCGCUGGGGGAAGGUGCACCGCGGGCGCUGGCAUGGAGAGGUGGCAGUCCGCCUGCUGGAGAUUGAUGGCAAUAACCAGGAUCACUUGAAGUUGUUCAAGAAGGAGGUGAUGAACUACCGGCAGACGCGGCACGAGAACGUAGUUCUGUUCAUGGGAGCCUGUAUGAACCCACCGCAGCUUGCCAUCAUCACCAGUUUUUGUAAGGGGCGGACACUCUACUCAGUUGUCAGAGAGUCCAAAAGUAUGCUUGACAUUAACAAGACCAGGCAAAUAGCACAAGAGAUUGUAAAGGGAAUGGGCUAUCUUCAUGCAAAAGGAAUCGUACACAAAGAUCUGAAAUCCAAGAACGUUUUUUAUGACACAAACAAGGUGGUCAUCACAGAUUUUGGCUUGUUUGGGAUGUCUGGAGUUGUGCAGGAAGGACGGCGUGAGGAUCAGCUGAAGCUGCCACAUGGCUGGAUCUGUUACCUGGCUCCAGAGAUUGUGCGCAGGAUGGGCCCAGGGGUCAAUGAAGACUGCCUUCCUUUCUCCAGAGCUGCUGAUGUUUACGCUUUUGGCACCAUCUGGUACGAGCUGCAGGCCCGAGACUGGCCCAUCACACGGCAGCCCGCCGAGGCCACCAUCUGGCAGGUGGGCAGUGGAGAAGGCAUCAAGAAGGUGCUGGCAGAAGUCAGUCUGGGCAAGGAGGUCAACGACAUCCUCUCGGCCUGUUGGUCAUACUGUUUGGAAAUGAGGCCAACGUUCUCCCAGAUCACAGACAUGCUUGAGAAACUUCCUAAACUCAACCGCAGGCUUUCCCACCCUGGACACUUCUGGAAGUCUGCUGAGUCAUGGCAUCACCAUUGUCUGCGUGAGCACUGUAGUGAAGGUCUCCGCUCUCGAUGCCCUUACAAUUGACACCCUUCUAGUGCACACAGUGGGUUUUGUCAGAGGUAAACUAGUUUCAGCACCUGAUGUACUUGGUACUUGUGAUGUUUACAAAAUCAAGAACUUGACCUGAAAUUUGCGCUCUGAUUUUUGGAUCUCUUGGGAAAAAAGUGUGAAAGAUUUUCUUUAUGUGACUGAGACAUGGUAAUCUAGCAUAUAUUUCUAUAUUGUGUGCCUUUGUGAUGGACAAGUGAUGGUGUGACCCUGAUUAUCACCGCUUUGCCUUUGCGUCUAGCCAUUCACUGCUUAAACUCCAUCCUCUGUUCCCUGUCUUCUUUCUCUUAUGCUAUAAAAAUGCAAAAAAGGUAGAAGCUGAGCAAACCAAAACCUGCAAUUCUCGACCUGCAUUGCAUGCCUCUUAAAUGCUUGAAUUCUCUUAGUAAAACCAACUUACUUUUGGGAGAAUAUUCCCAUGAUCCACGGUGUGUUGUUUCACUCUAAUAAUAACUGAGAGACAUGCAAAUGAGUGAUUGAAAUGCAUUUGAUGUAGCAAUGUUGAAGUGAGAAGAGAAAUAAAAUAAGGGACUGAUUGACACUGUCUAUAGGCCUCCAUCUCUAUCACUUCUCAGCUUACCUUGACCUGGUUUAGGAGUCUGCGGCCCACUUGAUUAUCUGCUGUUGCGUGUCAGGACUUAUGGUUUCCUGUUUGCCAUUAGGGGGGUUUCUGUUUCUGAUGCUUGUGUGGCUCCUCUCAUUCUGCCCUGUACAAUUCAAAACCACAAUUGACUCUUGUUUUCACUCUUUUGCUCCCAUCCAUGCAUAUUUGAUGUACGUUGUCUAUUCUGCCUUAUCCUGACCAGAACAACAUUCAUCUGUUCAUGUGCCUAGCUCUCCACACACGCAAAAUAACUUGAUCUCAGCAGAGUUGUGAAGUACCUGUACACUAUAAAAUGUGAAUACUAUAAUGGUGAGGAAAAAAGGUUAAUGAAAGUUCUGCUGCACAAACUAUACAGUAUGUUGCAAAUUUAAUAAGUGGUUUCCCCACCCUGAAUGCUAUGCACAAAUCUAUAUGCAAAUCUGACCAAUACAUAUCUCUCUAGGAGGUUCAGUAACAUUUAAUAUAUACCCUAUAGUUUGGUUCAGUAACAUUUAAUAUAUACCCUAUAGUUUGAUUGUCAUUUAAUGGAAAUUGUAGAACCAAACCACAUUUCACUAUCAAUAAAUUUGGUUUUAGUUAUUCUGUUGUAGGCUACACCAGGAAACCUUCUUGGAUUUGGGCAUAUUCCAAAAUUAGACCUCUCCUGUGCAAUCUUAAGUGUAUCUGUGCACGUGUUUGUAUGAUUUGGUAUACAAAACAAUGUGAGUGUAUGUGUGCAUGUUUGUUUUUCACUGAAUGUAUUGCACUGGGCUACGAGUGUGCAUCACUAGAGAAACCUAGUGGAAGAUUGCUCUGAUUGAGUAUUCACAUAACUAUAGAGAACUUUUAAGAAAUUUAGAAAUAGAUGGAACAUUUUUUUUAUUCAAUGUCUGGCUUACAAACUGCUCUCAGUAUUUGUACAAAUGUUUUUUUUUUUUAUCAGCUUUUGACAGAAAUUAGUAGGUACUAAGUUUAUGGUAAUGUACAGGUCUUUAAACAGAUGGUUUUUAUGUACAAAAUGUUGUUAAACAGGAAUUGUACAUUUUUUAAGGGUAGAAAUAUUUUAUAUGUCCUGUAAGAAUUCAUAUUUUUGUACAGUCUUUUAUCUGCCCUCUGUGAACAAAUGUUCUCAUCAAAAGACAAUAAAUCUCGCUCAAGUCA